Messenger RNA from Sphenostylis stenocarpa, 240 nucleotides. The record is from the annotation of a GenBank genome assembly. Lineage: Eukaryota; Viridiplantae; Streptophyta; Magnoliopsida; Fabales; Fabaceae.
AUGCUCCUUCACAACCGUCUCCUUGUCUUUGACCAAGAUUUCCCACUUCUCUUUUCAUCAAUGGAUGAAGUUGAAUGGGGACAUUUUCCAUGUCACAAUCCUAUACGUUACCCUUACUUUGAGACCACAUUAGGUAACCUUAUGUUACACAAGAGCACCAAAACCCAUGUGAUUCGGUCAUUGCUUGGCCACAUUGAGGAUGAAGCUCAACGCCUUGUGGGGUUGGCUAAUUGGAACUAA